UGGUGAUUUGAAGAACAGCAGCAUUUUUCCAGUGUACCUCUUUACCAUCCAGCACUUUGUUGUUCCCCUCUGCUGCUGCUGAUCGGUGGAUAUAAUCGCAUCAGUGCUCCAGACAAAAUGGCUUCCACAGUGAGAAAAUGUCAGCACCUGUUUUUAGCACUCAUCCUACUCCCUUUGAUCUACUGUAUGCGCCCAGACUGUAUCAUUCAGUUAGAGAAAGAGAAGUGCAUGGAAAGGAUAGCCAUGGAUGACCAUAGCAGUGAACCGGAACUGGUCUGCCGAUGGAUGUGGGACAACCUCACCUGCUGGCAGCCAGCGAAAAUUGGUCAAGUGGUGUGGAUGCCCUGUCCUGAGCUAUUUGAGGUCAUGAGUGAGAAAAAUGAUGAGUUUGGUAAGGUGAGUCGUAACUGCACUGAGGAUGGCUGGUCAGAGAUGUUCCCUCACUAUGUUGAUGUUUGCCCUUUUAAUGAGAAUGGAACAAGUCCAGACAUGUAUUAUGUGUCAAUGAAGGCUUUGUAUACUGUGGGCUACAGCACCUCACUGGUGUCUCUCACCACUGCCAUGGUCAUUCUCUGCAGGUUCAGGAAGCUACAUUGCACCAGGAAUUUCAUUCAUAUGAACUUGUUUGUGUCCUUCAUCCUGAGGGCCAUCUCAGUCUUCAUUAAAGACGGUAUUUUAUAUGCAGAGGAGGACAGCGACCAUUGCUUUAUACACACUGUGGAGUGUAAAGCAGUGAUGGUAUUUUUUCAUUAUUUUGUUUUGUCAAACUACUUCUGGCUGUUCAUCGAGGGCUUAUAUCUCUUUACGCUUCUUGUGGAGACAUUCUUUCCUGAGAAAAGAUACUUUUACUGGUACAUCAUUAUUGGAUGGGGUACCCCGACAAUAUGUGUGGCUGUCUGGGCAGUCUUAAGAGCUCAUUUUGAUAACAUUGGUUGCUGGGAUAUUAAUGACCAUGCUGCCAUCUGGUGGGUGAUCAAGGGUCCUGUUCUCGCCUCGAUAAUGAUCAACUUUAUACUCUUUAUUGGCAUCAUUAUAAUCCUGGUGCAGAAGUUGCAGUCUCCAGAUAUUGGAGGGAAUGAGUCCAGCAUUUAUCUACGUCUGGCCCGCUCCACUCUUCUCCUCAUUCCUCUGUUUGGAAUUCACUAUACCGUGUUUGCAUUCACACCAGAAGAUGUCAGCAAAAGAGAAAGACUUGUGUUUGAACUUGGUCUUGGUUCUUUUCAGGGUUUUGUAGUAGCUGUUCUUUACUGCUUUCUUAAUGGAGAGGUGCAGUCAGAAAUCAAACGAAAAUGGCGAAGCUGGAUGGUGAACCGGUACUUUGCGGUGGACAUAAAGCACAGGCAUCCGUCCCUGGCCAGCAGUGGUGUGAAUGGGGGCACACAGCUUUCCAUCCUCAGCAAGAGCAGCUCACAGAUCCGCAUGUCCGGCCUGCAGGCUGAAACACCGGCCACAUGAGCACUCAGAGGAACACACUAAAGGCCAAGCUCCUCAGAACUCGAGCUACAAAAUAAUCGACGUCAACUUCUGACGUAGUGUCGGUUGAAGCUGUAAUAUCUGUCAACCAUUCAUAGAUGACAGGCAUUUCCUAUGGAACUCUGAGGAGCUCACAGCGAUUGGUCUAUUGUGUGCAAAGCAAACAUAGAUACUUUUGAUGUGCACUUGUGGAUGAAUCAGAUUUGAUCUGAACUGAAAGGAAUUACAGGUCAAUCCAUAGCAAUCUAGUGUUUAGGAUGUUUUCACCCAGAAAGCUAAAGGUCGUGAACAAGGUGUAUAUUUUUGUACAUGUCAACAUCACAUGAUUGUCUCAUGUUCUCAUUUAUCUGUCUGUGAAGAUAUGUGACAGUUCGAGAUUCUCAACAUUUUAUUGUCAAAGCAUUGUCAAACAGGAUGAAGACAGAAGCCGGCCUCACCACAACGGGAUGUGGGACAUGAGUCAUUUUUGAAGGAGAAGAAACCAUAUUUCACACAUGGAGCUAAAUGAUUAACUGAUUCCCAAUUCCUAAUAGUACUGUAAUUUAAUGUGUAAAUAUUUUCAAAUGUUGUAAUUGUAGAAUGAUGGACUACAGAGACAUCAAUUUUAAGGACAACAAUGACACGCAAUGUGGACGCUUCUUAAACUAACACUGAGAAAAACUAGCAUUUUAA
Carassius carassius (crucian carp) is the source of this 2145-nucleotide messenger RNA. RefSeq names its product pituitary adenylate cyclase-activating polypeptide type I receptor-like. The transcript has 13 exons. The record is from RefSeq and is a predicted model, not a curated record. Gene Ontology annotation, molecular function: vasoactive intestinal polypeptide receptor activity; G protein-coupled peptide receptor activity; peptide hormone binding. The coding region runs from base 118 to 1455 and encodes 445 amino acids. Gene Ontology annotation, biological process: cell surface receptor signaling pathway; adenylate cyclase-modulating G protein-coupled receptor signaling pathway. Gene Ontology annotation, cellular component: plasma membrane; neuron projection. NCBI's taxonomy places the organism in Eukaryota, Metazoa, Chordata, Actinopteri, Cypriniformes, Cyprinidae.